AUGAUUUGCCUUAAAGGAAACACACUAUACGAAGACAUAUCAAAUGGAACUGACGAUUCAGGCAUAGUUCAAGGGAAAGUCAAACAAGAAGCAGGGCACAGAGUAAACGUGCAAACACACCACGUUGAACUGGUGAUGACUGAAGAAACUACUGAAGAUGAUGUCCUUGAAAUUGAUGAAGAUGAUCAAAUAGCUCGAGCAAGAGCAAUCACAUUUGAAGAGAAAGGCGGUAUAUAUUACAACAACGCUGAUAAAAUCAAUAAUCAAAAAGUCGCUGUGAACAACUUAACGAAAUACGUGAUCGAGAAAACUGACAUAAUUAUUGAAGAAGAAUUUGAGAAAUUUCCUUAUGGAUUGACAAAACCAUACGCCGUGUCGCAGAAGCACGAACAUAGUCAUCGAAACAGAUAUAAAGGAAUUUAUCCAUACGACGGCACACGGGUCAAGCUCCGUGACUGUGAGACAGAUUACAUUAAUGCUAGUUUCAUAGAUGGGUAUAAUAAACGACAUGCGUACAUUGCAGCCCUAGGUCCAAUGUCAAAGCAGCUCGGGGAUUUCAGUCCAUUUUGGCAGAUGAUCUGGCAAGAGAAAGUUGAAAAAAUUGUCAUGUUGACCAACCUUGUUGAAGAUGGAAAAGACAAAUGCGAGCAAUAUUGGCCACAUCCUGGAACCAGUCAAGACUAUGGAGUGUAUUUUGUUUCCUGUCUAAUCGAGGACGAAUAUGCCGACUAUACGAGGAAGGAAUUCACAAUUUCAAAGGGUCGCGAAACCAGAGAGCUUCAUCACCUUCACUUUACCUGCUGGCCUGACAAAGGUGUGCCGGAGGAUGUGACAGGAAUCGUUGAGUUCAGACAGAGGGUGCUGACCAUACCUGGACAAUUUGACGGUCCUGUUCUCGUUCACUGCAGUGCUGGAAUUGGAAGAACUGGAACAUACAUCGCUCUAGAUAUUUUGACAAGGGAGGGAGAGAGUGAGGGAUCAAUACACAUCCCUGGCUGUGUGAUUAACAUGAGACACGAUAGGGCCAACAUGAUACAGACCACUAACCAGUACGAGUUCUUACAUAAAGCACUCGCCAGUUCACUGAGUGAUAUCAGCAAACCAAUAAGAGGAAAACAUUUUCGCCAGUAUAUGAGGCAAAUGGGGGAUAAAGACUUCAACGGACAGUUUCAGGAGAUGCAAACCGUUUUAGAGAGGCCAUCAGAUAAGGAAAUGCAUGCCGUCGAAAGGAAUAAGAGAAUGAAAGGCAAGAACAGAGCAUUUGCAGACAUACCAGGAGAUCACAACAGGCCUUGUCUGUUCCUUGAUAGAACACCUGGAGCUGCUGGAUAUAUAAAUGCAGUUUACAUCGACAGCUUGAAAGAGAAGGAUCACUUCUUGGUUGUACAAAGUCCUAUGAAAGAAACUGUGACUGACUUUUUGACACUGCUGUUCCAGGAAAAUUGCACCUGUGUCAUAUGUUUUGAACCUUCAACACAAGAACAAAAAAAACAAAAUGUCGGAUUGUAUUAUCCUGCUGUAAACAAGAUUUUGAAACAGGGCAUGUUUCAAGUCAGUUGUACCAAACAAGAAAACCACGGCUAUUGCACAAAAAGACUCCUAACGAUCAAACAUAAUGAAACAAAUGGGCAACCUUCUGAAAGGGAAGUCACUCACUUUUCUUUCAAUGCAUGGGAUUAUACCAAUGACAUCCCGCGUUCAACUAAAGAUUCCCUUGAUCUUAUCAAAAGCGUUGACUCAAACUCAAGAGAAACUUCUAACCGAGGUCCGAUUCUUGUUCACUGUUUAGACGGGGCGGGAAAAAGCGCAUUGUUUUGUGUUGUUUCAAUUCUGGUUGAAAAGAUGGGCAUAAACCAGGAAGUCAGCGUUGUUAACACAAUCAGGAAAGUCAAAUCAAGACGGAAAUUAGCAAUCCCUAACAAGACACAGUUUGAAUUCUGCCAUGAAUGCGUGUUGACCUACGUGAAGUCAUUUGAAUACAGCCAAUAUGCUAAUUUCACUGCUAGAAUAUCAAGUGCAUCAGAUGCUUAAACUAAAUGAAAAACAAUAGAACAAAAGGACAACAGCUUAACUAAGAAUUAAUUCGUAUGGUUACCAAAAUAUGAACAAUUGAGUCAACAGUUUCGGAAAAUGAGGAAAAGCUGAUCAAAUGUUAUUGUUCAAAUGAUUCAUUUAUACAAACGCUUGUCAAUGCUUGUCAAUGCUUGAACAUAACUAGGUUUACCUGCCUGUUGUACCAGUAAAUAGGGGGAUCUGUUCUGUUGAAAAUUCCGAUUGUUUGAUACACAAUGUGUUUCAAUAAGUAUUGAUUUCGCCAAACCAGAUUAAUAUUCGAGCUGUCCCUUUCGGAUUCUAUGACAACUCUUACUGAUAUGUACUGUAAACAAAUUGUCCGGGUUGAAGUACUUAUAUAGUACAAAGUCACCCUUUGAAAACAUAUGAACUGGCAUUUGAAAUAUGUUAAUGAUUUGUGUUAGAUGAUAGUUUGUUUGUAAAUGGUAAUAUUAUGUUGUAAGGUAUGCACUUUUCAUUUAAAAAGAGAACUGUUCUUAUCUAGAUGUAAAACAGGUAGUGAAUGGAUUAAUGCCGGCAGGGAGUACAUGCCAAUAUUUACUAACGCCUUUAUCUGGGCUCGAGAGUUAAGAUUUGUAUCCUUAAUUUUUUACAUUUCUUUUUGAAAAACAUGAUUUUACUGUUACACUGCUGCAAAUUCCUAUUGAUAAGUUUGGGUCUAAAAUCUAAGCUCAUUUGCAACGUCAUAUCUUUAGCAAUGAUACAAGGAGUAGGGAGAAAUUCAUAAUAUGGACCCUUAUUAAUUUAUUCACUCGUAGGUGUAAAAAUGCGUUAUUUAUAAAUUUAUAAAUUGAGCAAUAUAUAUAAUGUAAGUUAGCGAAAUUGAUCUUGCGCACUUACAUUAUGCCAACGCAUCUAUUCUAAUAUCAGAUAGCAUUACGGUUGUGUUGUUACACUUAGAGUAUUACAUUAAAUUAAUAUUUGUUCUUAUCACUACUUAAAAACCUUAUUACUUAAGAUUUUUGAAUGAUGGUUGAUUUAGAUUUGUACUCGAUUCAAAUUAAGCAAAUAAUGGUUAACAUUAAUGUUAUCUUCACAUCAUUGAAUAUGUGCAUAUGUCCAAAAACGGCAUGUAGAUAUUGUUUUUACGUAUGUUUUGUUCAAAUCAAAUGGCCACAUGCAAACAACUAUUAUAAUUAUGUUUCUAAUAUAUACACAUACAUGAAUAAUCUGUAUAUUCCAAAACUUGGGUAUCAUAAAUAAUGGUCUGGACGCAAACAUGUAUUAACAACAGUGUUUGAAUUACAAAUAAGCUUUUCUAUCCAAAGAGCUAAAUGCUGUUACAUAUACAUUUUACUGUUAAAUGGUUGACAUUCUAUUCUUUGAAAUGUUCACA
This is a messenger RNA of Mya arenaria, 3409 nucleotides long. RefSeq names its product receptor-type tyrosine-protein phosphatase mu-like. The transcript is spliced from 17 exons. Gene Ontology annotation, biological process: protein dephosphorylation. Bases 1 to 2031 code for a protein of 676 amino acids. The record is from RefSeq and is a predicted model, not a curated record. Gene Ontology annotation, molecular function: protein tyrosine phosphatase activity. NCBI's taxonomy places the organism in Eukaryota, Metazoa, Mollusca, Bivalvia, Myida, Myidae.